CACUAAACCGGCCACUUUGGUCUUCAGUUUGGCUAAUUCCAAAGCUGCCCACAUUGAGUGCAUUUACUUGCGGUUUUGUACUCCGAUUACGACGCGUCAGAAGCAAAAAAGAAGAGUGAAAACCAGGCGCAAAAUGGGUUCGUCGUCCUUAACAAUUUCAACGGCACCUAAACUACGACCUCGGGUACCCCAACCAUUCAGCUCAAUAGUCCCACCAUUUCAAUUACAUCUCCUAAGCGGAAGAAGUAAAGAAAAUAAAGUAGGGCCUCUAAUCAUGUGUUGCUCCAAUUCAAAUUCUACUGCUUCUUCCUUUCCAACAGCAAUUGAAGAACUAGCAGAAGAUUCUUCUUCAUUCGCAGCAACAAACAUGUCGAAUCCUGCUCCAAUUGUUAGAAAACGAAAGAGAUACAGGAAGCCGUACCCAGGAGAGCUCAAGGGUAUAACCGAAGAGAUGAGAUUCGUUGCCAUGCGGCUUCAUAAUAUUAAAGGCAAAUAUACCCACAACUCCAAAACCAGCAGCCGAAGUGACGAUGAUAAAAACGAUGAUUAUAACUCUCCAAACGACGCCGCUUUAGGUAAAGAAGAUGGUGAAAGUUGUUGGGAAGCCAGUAUGGAAGGGUUCCUAAACUAUCUUGUUGACAGUAAACUCGUUUUCCAGACUAUAGAGCGUAUUGUUGAUAAAUCCGAAGAUGUUUCUUAUGUUUAUUUCAGAAGAACUGGUUUGGAACGGGCAGAGGGUCUUGCACAAGACAUACAGUGGUUUACCCAACAACACAAGGAUACGGUGAUACCUGAGCCUACUUCUGUUGGACUGACUUACGCCAAGUAUUUGCAAGAGCUUGCUGACAAGAAUCCUCCCUUGUUCCUCUGCCAUUUCUACAAUAUAUACUUCUCUCAUUUAGCAGGUGGUCAAGUUAUUGCAAAACAGGUCUCUGAGAAGCUCCUGGAAGGCAGAGAGCUAGAAUUCUACAAAUGGGAGGGAGAUGAACAAGAACUGCUCAAGGGUGUUCGAGAGAAUCUCAAUAUGCUCGGAGAGCACUGGUCUCGCGAUGUGAAAAACAAAUGCUUAAAAGAAGCAACAAAGUCAUUCAGGCAUAUGGGGCAGAUAGUCAGGUUGAUCAUCCUAUGAACCAAACUUGGAUACAGAUGCAGCAGUUUUUGAAGUGUGUUCUUGGUGAGGCUGCUAUUAAUUGCUACCUUGUUUUAGUCUUGCAUUUUGAUUGAGCUGAUGUUUAUGCAUAUUAUUUACCCCGUCAACCAUCAGUUUAAUCUUGUAAUGUUAGUGCCCAUAAAUUCUUCGAUUUAAAUAUUAAUUUGCCUCCCAAA
Molecule: messenger RNA, 1326 nt
Organism: Mercurialis annua (annual mercury)
Lineage: Eukaryota; Viridiplantae; Streptophyta; Magnoliopsida; Malpighiales; Euphorbiaceae
Product: probable inactive heme oxygenase 2, chloroplastic
Exons: 4
Coding region: 134-1129 (331 amino acids)
Biological process (GO): phytochromobilin biosynthetic process; heme oxidation
Molecular function (GO): heme oxygenase (decyclizing) activity
Source: RefSeq, a predicted model, not a curated record